This is a messenger RNA of Diuraphis noxia (Russian wheat aphid), 1322 nucleotides long. It is a transcript of the gene Ras85D, whose product is annotated as GTPase ras-like protein 1. Gene Ontology annotation, biological process: signal transduction. Lineage: Eukaryota; Metazoa; Arthropoda; Insecta; Hemiptera; Aphididae. The record is from RefSeq and is a predicted model, not a curated record. Gene Ontology annotation, cellular component: membrane. Gene Ontology annotation, molecular function: GTP binding; GTPase activity.
ACAGGCUGCGUGCGCCGUACAAAAGAUGGCUGUGCUGUAAACAAAAAAUAAAUAAAUAAAUGUCACGCCCCUUUUAGAGAAUAAUAAUAAAAAAAAAAGAAAAGAAAGAAGGAAAAAAACCAAAACACCUUUUUUUCCAUCUUCACUCUUCGCUAAUCGGUACUCAUUACGGUCGGGGUGUGUUUUACGUAUUUUUUUCCGCGAUAUUGUCGUUACCCGUGAUUGUUGUCGUUGUUUCCGCGGUACAAGUCGACGCUGUCGUCAAACCGAACGCUACCGCCGCCGACCGGUGUAGCAUCGCUCGGGACCAGUGACCACCGACCACAACGCCGCACAAGAGCGCCCUUUGUCUAGCUCUGCUGUUGACUGAUCAGACGACAACGACGAAGACAAAUAAAAUAAAAUUAUGACUGAAUACAAACUGGUCGUCGUCGGUGCUGGCGGCGUCGGUAAAAGUGCCUUAACAAUACAGUUAAUACAGAACCACUUUGUGGACGAGUAUGAUCCAACGAUUGAGGAUUCUUAUCGUAAACAAGUAGUAAUUGAUGGAGAAACGUGUCUACUUGAUAUUUUAGACACGGCGGGUCAAGAAGAAUAUAGUGCUAUGCGUGAUCAAUAUAUGAGAACCGGUGAAGGUUUUCUUCUUGUAUUUGCUAUUAAUAAUACCAAAUCAUUUGAAGAUAUCAGUAAUUAUAGAGAACAGAUAAAACGAGUAAAAGAUGCAGAGGAUGUCCCAAUGGUUUUGGUAGGCAAUAAGUGUGAUUUACAAAGUAGAGCGAUAGAUGUUAAAGCAGCAUCUGAUUUAGCUAAACAAUAUGGUGUACCAUUUAUUGAGACAUCAGCUAAAACGAGACAAGGUGUCGAUGAAGCGUUUUACACUUUGGUUAGAGAAAUUAGAAAAGAUAAAGAACAAAGGUUGCGAGAAAAACGUAAAGCGAAACCAAGAAGGAAACGCAAGCACUGUUACCUCUUUUGAAUAUAAGUGAAACAAAUGGAAUUUUUUUAUUUAAAUUAAAAAAGGACCGAACAAGAGUGUCCUCGUCGUAUUUUAAUUAAUGUUAACACACUUUAGGCUCAGGAAAGUGUGUUUUCAUAAUUUAUAAUAUUGUUCAGUUAAAAGCAUGUAUUGAAUAUAUUUAUUUGAAUGAUAAACAAAAAAAAAACAUAAUAACUUUUGGAAUCCCCCGAUCAAUAGAAAUUUAUGUUCAAAGAAAGAACACUAUACAGAGGACCCCUUUAACAAGCUGACAUCUUGUUUWGAGAUCCGAUUUUAAUAUUACUAUUUUUAUCGUCUUAUUAUUAAUAAAAAUUUAAAAAAUAUA